CUGGGCCGAACUGUCGAGUUGUCCUUGUGUUUAGUGCGGGUACAAACAAAAAAAAAAGUUUCAUCUGUCAAAAAGUGUAUAGUGCAUCUUUUUACUUUGCACACAUUAAAAGUGUUUUUCAUCACAGAAAGUAAAAUCUUUACUGACAAAGGAUAAUAUAUUUCAUCAAAAUGAACAACAAAAAGACUGUAGAACAUAUUGUGAUGACACCAAAAUGCAAGACUGCAAAUUCAACAACUUUAAUGAUCGAGAGACAAGAAUUGGAUGCACCGGCGGAAAAUGGUGAUGAGAAAAAUGUCCAUAUUGCCGGAGGUGAUCACAAAGGGAUUGUCAUCAAUAAACAAGCAGCAAAUGAGAUGAAUGGAAUAGGAAAUCCCGCACAUCUCUGUCUUCAAUUUCGAGUGUUUCUCGUGAGUGCACAAACCGGAAAACACACUCAAGAAUCGAGAACUUUACAAUUUUGGUUUGUAAAAACUCUUCCUGAUCAGGAGCAGCCGCACAUUGCUCAAGAAUUUUUUCGUGAAUUGGUCAGUCCUCAGGAAUUUCCAAGAGAUUACGUUGGUUUUAUAAAAAAAAUAAUGAAACUGAUGCAGCACAAAUAUCCGACUAUUAAAAAAUUGGAAGUCGAAUUAAAGCAACUUGAAGAUCCGAUUGAUCUUCCAGCACGACCACCUCGAAGUGGUCAUAUAAUCUUCACACUUCCUCAACGUGAGAAAUCAAUGUGGGAAUCAGUAUCGUCAGACGAGGCAUCACUUCAAAUAAUUGAGCUUACUGUGGAGAAGGUCCUCGAGUUAAUCGAAUCCGCUUAUCCAAAUCCAGUCACUGUUGUUGAUUUAGCCAAAGAUCAUGGCUGGGAGACGUCCGCAGUUGAAGCAAAAUUAAUCGAGUUACAAGAAAAAGGAGUCGUAAAAGCGAUGGAACAUGGAGCUUUUACGAGAGUCGUUCACCAAGACACUCAUGUCAAAGUGGUCAAACAAAUGCCCACUAUGGCCAGUUCGAAGCAACCGACAAUCGCAAUAAUUACGGCUCAAUAUUGCGAAAAAUUGGCAGUUGAUUCGAUGAUUGAGAACAAAGAGACGUUUGUUCGUUACACGACAGUUGGUUCGACGAAUUCGCCCGAUGCCCCUGAGGGAACACCUCGAGUGACAUGCCGUUUUGGAGAAUCGAACGUUUAUACUUUGGGCAAUAUUGGAGGGCACAGAAUUGUUUGCACUAAACUUCCAACUGUUGGUCAUACCAGAGAAGCAAUGACUGCCGCCGGAAAUACAACAACUCGUUUAUUAGGAACAUUUCAAAAGGUGGACUUUGUUUUUCUCGUCGGAGUCGGCGGUGGAGUUCCUCAUUAUACGGAUUACGUGAAACACGUGAGAUUAGGUGACGUCGUAAUUUCCCAUCCGACACCACUCAAUAAGCAAUAUGUUUAUGUUUAUUGCGAGAGCGCAAAAAUGAACGAAAAUGGAAAUUAUCAUUUUGAAACCAAAGAAUAUUGUCCCUCGAAUUUAUGUCUUCAGGAGAUUGCUGCCAAUUUGAAAAAUCAGGCCGAGAACAAUCCAAACCCUCCCUGGCAAACUUACGUAGAGGAAGGAUUAAAAUCGUUGGGUAGUCAAACGGAACACGACUUUAAGGCACCUCCACCGGAAACUGAUAAAUUAUACAUGGCAAUCGGUGACAAGGGCGUGAUUGAAGUCGCACAUCCCAGUGCUCCUCAGGACUCUUCAAAUUUAAGAACGGAUGGCUGUGCUCGCAUUCAUUUAGCGCCAGUUGCCUCCGGUCGACAAAUUGCACGGGACGAUCAGCUGCGACAAAAAUUCGCAUCCCGCUUUGGAGCGCUUGCCUUCGAUGCAGAAAUGGACGCUGUUGUUGAGAGUAUUUUAGGCAAUUGUCGCGAUAGUUUUGCCGUUGUUCGCGGAAUUUCCGAUUACAAAGAUGGUUCUCGAGUCAAAGAAUGGCAACCGUACGCAUCGCUCGCUGCCGCAAGUGUUGUUAAAUCAAUUAUUUGCGCUAUGGAUCCACCCCUGAAUGCUUAAUCUAAUACACUCCCCAAAAAAAAUCUCAUUUCCAAAUUCUUUUUUCUCUACUCAGAAUGUUGACGAGAAGAAUGAAUUUUUCUUUUUAAAUUCAACAAGAAAAAUUCAUUUUUUCACAAAUAAUUCUGUAAAUCUUCAUUUACUUCGGGAAACAUAAUUUGAAAUUGAGAUUUUAAUCCGAAAAAUAGUAAAAAUCAAAUAGAAUACAAUGUAUUGUAGAGGAAAUUACUAUUAAUCGCAAAGGAAAAGAAUUUCGAGAUGAAAUGCAUGUGCCAUUUUUUUUAAAGAAUUCAACUCUUUAAAUUUGUCGAACUGGUAAUAGAAAAAAAAGAAGAAGAAAUAGAUUCAAUGAUGAGUUUUAAUUUAAAAUCUAAACUCUAAUUCGAUUCGAUGUGUUUCGUAAAAAAAGUAGGUUUUUUGUCUUGAUUUCAAAAAAGAAAAAUGGUUCGAGAAAGAAUUAAAAAUUCCCUGAAUUUUAAUUAAUAUAUUCCAAUAUACUCUGUAAGAGAAAAGUGAUAAUACGUAGAGAGUUAAAUGUUCCGAGUAGAUUACAUUUUAGUUCCUGGUUUUUUUCUGUUAAAAAAAAAACUUGGUGCAAAUAAUUCUAUUUUUUUAUUCGAUUUAUAAUUUUAGUAGAAAUCAAAAAUAUGGAGACUUAUUUGAUAUUUCUUGAAUUUCAAUUGAAAAUUAAUUUCAAUUUUAUUUUAUAAUUCUAAAAC
This is a messenger RNA of Leptopilina heterotoma, 2746 nucleotides long. RefSeq lists its product as uncharacterized. The coding region runs from base 171 to 2027 and encodes 618 amino acids. Gene Ontology annotation, biological process: nucleoside metabolic process. The transcript has 13 exons. Gene Ontology annotation, molecular function: catalytic activity. Lineage: Eukaryota; Metazoa; Arthropoda; Insecta; Hymenoptera; Figitidae. The record is from RefSeq and is a predicted model, not a curated record.